This is a messenger RNA of Haliotis rufescens (red abalone), 1810 nucleotides long. Its product is annotated as spermatogenesis-associated serine-rich protein 1-like. The record is from RefSeq and is a predicted model, not a curated record. The transcript is spliced from 7 exons. The coding region runs from base 117 to 905 and encodes 262 amino acids. Lineage: Eukaryota; Metazoa; Mollusca; Gastropoda; Lepetellida; Haliotidae.
GAUCACGUGACCAUUAUGGCGGCUCCCAGCUGACAAGUUGACGACUUGAUGUAAACAAACCGGCUUCCGGGCUGAAACUUUUAGUGUAACUGUGAUAUUGUCACACAGCUGCCACGAUGUUGCAUGUAACAACAGAAAUUGGAAUACCAGGAAAACAAGAGCGUGAAAGACGCCACUUCCCAGACAUACACAAUCGCCCUGGACACACAGCGUACACAGAAAGAGGCCGAAGAUACAUCCCACACAACUAUGGCCGGUUUGAAGAAUGGCGGCCUCAUGGAACUUUUGUUGACGUAGAGUACACAAACGCCGGUCCAGACUGGGAGUCAAGGUUACGGUACCUGCCCCACCCGAAGAACCCACACUAUCCUGCUGCUGAAAUAUGGCCCAAUAACUGGUGGUCUAUGAGACCAUACCCAUACACUUAUAUGAGAAGUAAUACUGAGUGGCUUUUGGACCCCGACCACACAAAGAUUGGAAUGAGGUGUAUCUUUAACGGCCAGCAUUCAGCCACCAAGACCUCCCAUGAUGAGAUCACCCAUAACAUGAGGUUUGGGAAAAGCAGGAAUGUGAACGAUAUUCAAAUGCGUAACUGUAUCCCGGAGGCAUCGCCCGGUGACAAGUCCUACCAGGCACCCGAGUUCUCCAGCUCCUUCCACAAACUCGGCUCCACCAGACCCAUCGUCAGCUUCAGUACACCUGUGUCUGUGAGUCGUAAACCCGACACAUUUGUUCCACUGCACACAAUGCCUGCAUUCUCCAGGGAGACUUACAAGCAAAAGGAGCGGAAGCGGUCGGUGGACGAGGAGGUGAUGCUGGUGCGGAAGCUGGACGACUGGAAGCCUGCCACGCCCCUCCCUCUCACCCUCCCCCAGGAGGAGAAGGACAACAAGAAGGAGCGAUAAACAACAACAAACAACCACUUCAGUGAGGGUCUCACAUCCUUGAUUGCUGUCAUUGCUGUCAUCGUCUGAACAAAGGAGGAUUCCCAUUGUGCUAUUCAUCCUCAUUACUUAAACACAGUAUCCAUGAGCGAACAAUUCCUUUUUCUGUGAAUCUUCAAUGAAUUAUUUACUAAGAGGUUUCGAUAUAUACUUGGUAUUUAUCAGUUGUUUCAUUAUUUAAUGUUGAUAAACAUUUAUUUUUACAAUAGAUCAUGUUUAUCUGAAAUAAGUGUGAAUACUUUAAGCCAAUGUCUCAUCAGGCACUAAGCCAGUACUUAUGUUGUAGACUUCAAGUCCAGUUUUCAUUAAUUCUUUGUUUGGGUAAUAUAAAGUAAGAACAAGCAGUUGUAUAGCUGGCAACACUUCGAGUGUUUGUUAAGGUUUAUGCACCAAAAACACAAGACAGUGUCAGUAAACAAGGUGUCAUUCCUUAUCAAAAUGUUCACUUUCAUUGCAGUGAUUAUUUCCAUCAACCACACUUUCUGUUUGUUGAGUGCCACAGUGUAAGUGUUAAUGUAACGGUGGUGUGUAUUGUAGUAACUUGUCCAGUGAACAGACCUUAUCUCACAAACACCCUGCCACUUUCAGUGUGAUUACAAAAUAUUUAUCUGUGUUUUCCUUUUUAUUGUUCAUCUGUUAGAAGACAUUGUUACUGUUGUUAGUUUGUUGUAUUUGUUGAACAAUUCAAUACAUUUAAAGUCCCAAAUUAAUUGGUUACAAAAUGUUAUUUCAUUUGAAAAAUUAUCAUAUAUUAAGUUUUCAAAUUUAAAUGCCUUUUAUUUAGUCAUUACUUAAAAUUGCCAGGGUGCAGUUUUUUGACGUUUGAAAAUGGUUUUAAUAAGUCUAUGACCCAUUUCUUUGUAAUA